UGACAGUGGGGCCAGGCUGGGUUUCCACUUGUGGCCCUGGUUGGCUGUGGCAUGACAGUUGCUGGAGGGAGAUUCUGUCUGGCCAGGGAGAAGAGAGACAUUGAGGGGCAGUCAGCACCGCCCUGCUCGUGGGGUCAGGAGGCAGAGCCAGCAGGCCCAGGCCGUGUUACAGAGCAAGAAACAGGUUCCAAGAUUGCAACAACUUACCCAAGGCUCCCCAGGACUGUGAUAUUCUGACUCUCACCCUCCAGACAGAGUGCCUGCCCUCCGUCCUGCUGCAUGUUCCCCAGCAAUGGACACACCUCCACGUUGGCCACCUCUUGCUUUCGUCCCUAGCCAGCCAUGCUUGCCAGACUCUUGGGCCAACUUCUGUGCCUCCAUGUCCAGUUCAUCCACACAAUGCCAGAGUGACCUCCCUAAAGUAACUCUUGCUUUUGCCUACAAAAUGUAGUCCAAACUCCUCAUGCUGUCAUCAAGGCCUUUCCUUCCAAGACCUUUCCAACUUUACAUCUUCACCCUCGUCUCGCCCUACCAUAUGCCAUGGUCCUGCCCUGUCUUUUCCCUCUUUCUAGAACCCUCCUGGCCAUUCAACCCUGCCAGAUGUCCCUCCUCACCUCUGGGGAACAGCACAGGUGUGGGGCACCUGUGGGCACUGCAUGACCAGCUCGGCGGGUUGGCCUGCCCUGAAGCCUGCCCUCUCCUGCAGCCACAUCUGUGCCAGUGAGGCCUUCCUGAAGGAAUGGCAAUGGCCCCAGAAUCUCAGCACCUGUGUGCCAGGAGGCUGGUGACCACCCAGGGUCUGAUGACAAUGAAGCUGAGCCCGUUGUGCUGGCCCCUGUCCUGCCUCCUUGUGCUGCUGCUCUGGCCUCUGGCCACUCCAACAUCAAUGUCCCCUUGGCAGUGCCCACCCGGAGAGGAGCCCAACCUGGACCCGGGGCAGAGCACAUUAUGCAGGUCCUGCCCCCUGGGCACCUUCUCAGCCUCAUGGGGCUCCAGCCCGUGCCAGCCCCAUACCCGCUGCAGCCUUCAAAGGAGGCUGGAGGCCCAGGUGGGCACAGCGACUCAAGAUACAUUAUGUGGAGGAUGUCAGUCUGGGUGGUUUGGCCCUUUGGAGGUACCCCAUGUUCCAUGUCAGCUGUGUUCCUGGGCACCUCUGGGUACUCAUGGCUGUGACACGUGGGGGCGGCGGGCCCGACGUGGCGUGGAGGUGGCAGCAGGGGCCAGCGGCCGUGGGGAGACGCGGCAGCUUGGGAACGGCACGCGGGCGGGCGGCCCUGAGGAGACGGCUGCGCAGUACGCGGUUAUUGCCAUCGUGCCCGUCUUCUGCCUCAUGGGGCUGCUGGGCAUCCUGGUGUGUAACCUGCUCAAGCGGAAGGGCUACCACUGCACGGCCCACAAGGAGGUCGGGCCUGGCCCUGGAGGUGGAGGCAGCGGGAUCAACCCCGCCUACCGGGCUGAUGACGCCAACGAGGAUACCAUAGGGGUCCUGGUGCGUCUGAUCACAGAGAAGAAAGAGAACGCGGCGGCCCUGGAGGAGCUGCUGAAAGAGUAUCACAGCAAACAGCUGGUGCAGACAAACUACCGGCCUGUGCCCAGGCUGCCACCGGCCCCCUCAAGAAUGCCACACAUCUGCCCACAUGGCCACCACCUCCACACUGUGCAGGGCCUGGCCUCACUCUCUGGCUCCUGCUGCUCCCGCUGUAGCCAGAAGAAGUGGCCUGAGGUUCUGCUGUCCCCUGAGGCUGCAGCUGCCACCACUCCUACUCCCAGCCUCCUCCCCAACUCGGCCAGGGCUCCCAAGGCAGGACGCCAGGGCGAGAUCACCAUCUUGUCUGUGGGCAGGUUCCGUGUGGCUCGAAUUCCCGAGCAGCGGGCAAGUUCAGCAGCAUCUGAGGUGAGGACCAUCACAGAGGCCACACCUUCAGGGAGUGAUCCCCCCAACUUCCCACAACCUGGCCUCCCCCCUGAGCAGCGGGCACUGCUGGGAAGUGGUGGAAGCCAUACGAAGUGGCUGAAGCCCCCAGCAGAGAACAAGGCUGAGGAGAACCGCUAUGUGGUCCGGUUAAGUGAGAGCAACCUGGUCAUCUGAGGGGCUGCCUAGUCUGAGGACACUGAAGCCUUCCCUAGGAGGUUGUGAAGGCUUCCUGGAAGAGGGAGAGCUGCAGCUGGGACUGUGAGGACCACGAAACAAUGGCCCAGCAGGCAAAACGACAAAGGCCAAGGCCUGGAGGUGGGAGCGUCCACCCCAGUGAGGAGGCAGGCAGGUCGGCGGGCAGUGUGUGCAGAAGCAGGUUGAGCCCCGUGCCUGUCCCUGCUGCCCCAGUUCCCCCCUGCAGGAUGGCCCUGUCCCCUGUGGCUGCCUGGGCCAGAUCCUAGGAGCCCACAGGACUCUGUACCACCAGAAGGCUGGGCUUGGCAGAGUGGAGGGGCCCACGCCUGGCUCCCCUGGCCCCACACCUUGGUAAUUAGCCCCCCCACCCUUACAGGGCCCUCCAGCAGAUGUGCCUCCCCCUCCUCUUCUGGUUCUGUAAAGAGAAGGGGCCAUAAAAAGCCCUGGGCUUGGAGGCUGAGUUCCUGGGUUCUAAGGCAUGUCCCUGGCCAUUGCCAGGUCCCAGUUUUUCUGACUGAUAUAGGGAGAAUGACGUCUUAGUACCCAGGGCCUCUCCAGCUCCUUGCAGACUCUGGGCUGGGUGGUAUGGGGCAAGAGCUUGACUCUGCCACCCCUCCCAUUAGUAGCUUUAUCUGGCCCUGUUUUGCUGCUUCCAGGGCCUCUGCCUUCAAGGCCCACAUGGACUGUCCAUCCAUGGCUCUGCCUAAGGGGCUUAAUGCAUGUGCCUGCCUCCCACUCUGCCGUUUUCAAUGAAAUUGGAAAAACAGACUUGACCUGGGCAGGACUGUAGUGCAAAGCCCAGCCUGCCCAGCCACCCUCAAGAUCUCAGGAGCCUGGGGGAGAGGAGCAUUGGGGAGCAGGCCUCCGUGUCCCUGUGGUGCCCAGCCCUUAUCUCCACUCUGGCUCAGCAACCUGGUUAUUUAUGUGGGGCCGUGCAGGCGCGGGCCCACUGCCUGUCCCCGUUUCUCUUAUUUAUUGAAACUUGCUGUUGUCCUGUCAUUGUGCCUCCAUCCCUGUCCACUUGUUGAAUAAUAAAACGUAGGAAAGUGGUGUCA
Molecule: messenger RNA, 3165 nt
Organism: Cynocephalus volans (Philippine flying lemur)
Lineage: Eukaryota; Metazoa; Chordata; Mammalia; Dermoptera; Cynocephalidae
Gene: RELT
Product: RELT TNF receptor
Exons: 11
Coding region: 740-2089 (449 amino acids)
Biological process (GO): apoptotic process; amelogenesis
Molecular function (GO): protein binding
Source: RefSeq, a predicted model, not a curated record